This is a messenger RNA of Penicillium longicatenatum, 2271 nucleotides long. RefSeq names its product MDR/SDR family oxidoreductase. Gene Ontology annotation, molecular function: oxidoreductase activity; fatty acid synthase activity. The record is from RefSeq and is a predicted model, not a curated record. Gene Ontology annotation, biological process: secondary metabolite biosynthetic process; fatty acid biosynthetic process. The coding region runs from base 1 to 2271 and encodes 756 amino acids. Lineage: Eukaryota; Fungi; Ascomycota; Eurotiomycetes; Eurotiales; Aspergillaceae. The transcript is spliced from 4 exons.
AUGACUAUAGACAAAGUCCUCGUCGUGAUUGACAAGGACAAUAGUCUGCUGAGCUAUGCCCUCCUGCCCGAUCACCCCGACGCAACACGCCUCGUGUUUAAAGACAUUACCACCGCGUCCAAGGAUAUUCUGAACGGCGCCACCUUCAUAUUGCUCAUCAAGGCCACAAAUUCACUACUUGCUACCAUUCGUGAUGAGAAAAUGGACGCAUUGAAGGUCGUCACUGACAACACCUCUGUCCUCCUAUGGGUCACCUCGGGCGACAUCAUGCGCGGGUCUCGGCCAGACUUCGCUCUCGUCUCGGUAGAUCUGGAGUAUGUCGAGAAGGACGGCGUUCUUCGUGUAAGCCGCUUCGUCCCGGACAAUGACCUCAAAAGUGAGUGCUGUACGAAGCAGGGUUCCGAGAAACUUGAGUUGCCCCUCAGCCAGGCACGCCCGUUCCAGCUUUCUCUUGAUCAGCCCGGUCAGUUUGGUGGUAUCUACUUCCAGCAGGUUGCGCCACCUCCUACACUAGCACCUGGAGACGUUCAAGUACAAGUUAAGGCCGUGGGCUUGAACGCUAAGGAUCUUUACUCCCUAGCUGGUAAAGUCAAUACCCCCAAUACUAUUUGCACGCUUGUAUUCAGCGGUGUUAUUGAACGUAUCGGGGACAGCGUUGAGGCGCUGCACGUCGGCGACCGCGUGAUCGUUAUAGCUUCCGAUCUACACGACAGUCUCGACAGACGGAAGAAGCAAUUUUUGGUCGACACCUUCGGUCUUUCGCCCCAAAAUAUCUUCACUUCACGCGACGAAUCUUUCGCGCAGAAUAUCCUCGCCGUAACCGGUGGUAAAGGCGCCGAUGUGGUGCUUAACUCCCUGACCGGCGACCUCCUUUAUGCAACCUGGCGUUGUAUUAGUGCGUUUGGGCGCUUUAUCGAAAUCGGCAAACGCGACAUGGUUAACGACGGACGUGUAGAUAUGAACAGUUUCUUGCAUAACACGACUUUCUCGGCCUUUGAUCUUUCCGACAUCUACAACCACCCAGACAAGCAAUACCAUGAAGUGUGCCCUUUAAGUACCGUACGACCUUUCUUCCCAGAGAAGACUUACCUCAUGAUUGGGUGUCUGGGAGGAUUAGGCCGCAGUAUGGCCAAAUGGAUGGUGGCGCGUGGAGCGCAGAAAUUCGUCUUCCUUGGCCGCUCUGGUACGGAUAGGCCGAGUGCGCGCCGACUCAUCGAAGACCUCACCCAAAGUGGCGCCCAUUGCAAGGUCAUACGUGGCGAUGUGUGCAAAAAGGCUGAUGUUGAAGCGGCUGUCGCAGCUGUGAAUGGAUAUAUCGGGGGUGUGAUUCAGGCCGCCAUGGGUCUUAACGUAAGUUUCCUCAAAACCAUCAAGCUUCUCUCAUUGACAAUAUUUCCAGGAAUCCUUUUCACGAGCAUGUCGAACAAUCACUGGCACACCGGCAUUGAUCCAAACGUGCACGGGUCAUGGGACCUGCAUCAUGCCAUCAAGGGCAAGGACUCACAGCUUGAAUUCUUCCUGAUGACCACUUCCUUUUCAGGGAGUGUUGAUACUGCCACCGAGUCCAACUACUGUGCCGGUAACUUCUUCCUAGACAUGUUCGCCAGGCACCGGCACGCUCAAGGGCUUCCCGCGCAGGCUAUCGGACUGGGUAUGAUCAGUGAGGUUGGCUACCUCCACGAUAGUUCGGAGAUUGAGGCGCUGUUGGUUUGUAAGGGUAUUCAGGCUAUCAAUGAAGACGAGCUGCUUCAAAUCGUUGAUGUUUCACUUUCCAACAAGCAGCUUACCGCUCCACACCCAGUGGACUACAAUGCCAAUGCCCACGUGCUCACAGGUCUGAAACCAUUUGGCCUGAUGGAGCUUCGAAAGAAGGGCUUUGAGGUUACAAACAUCGCUUUCCGCGACCCGCGUGCUGCUGUCCUCGCUCGCGUCUUGGAUAACGAGGAUGACGGGGCAGCUCAGACCCAAUCAACGCGUGGCUUACCAGCCGAUGUGGCCAAGGCAUUGGACGAGGGGGUCCCGCUUGCCGAUGCAAUUCAGACGAGUAUUGCCAGUCGGCUGGGCAAUCUAGUGCUCUUGCCAUUGGAAAAGGUGCAGGUGGCCAAGCCAUUGGCGCAGUUUGGCAUGGACAGUAUGAUUGCAUCGAAGUUCAGGACUUGGUUCUUCCAAGCAUUUGAGGUGGAUGUUCACUUUUUGGAGUUGAUGAGCAAGACAGUAACUGUAGCCUCGUUUACACCUGCGGUGAUUGAAGCGGUUAGUAGUCGUCAGUGA